This is a messenger RNA of Trypanosoma cruzi, 3117 nucleotides long. RefSeq names its product trans-sialidase, putative. Gene Ontology annotation, molecular function: exo-alpha-sialidase activity. The coding region runs from base 1 to 3117 and encodes 1038 amino acids. NCBI's taxonomy places the organism in Eukaryota, Euglenozoa, Kinetoplastea, Trypanosomatida, Trypanosomatidae. The record is from RefSeq and is a predicted model, not a curated record. The transcript has a single exon.
AUGCUCUCACGUGUUGCUGUGAUGGCACCCCGCACACACAACCGUCGCCGCGUGACCGGCUCCAGCGGAAGGAGGAGGGGAGGAGGAGAGAGUGAGCCGCAGAGGCCCAACAUGUCCCGGCGUGUGUUUGCUUCCGCGAUGCUCCUCCUCGUUGUGAUGAUGAUGUGCUGCGGCACCGGCGGAGCUGCUCACGCUGAGCAGGCAGGGGCCGCUGUUGAUCCUUUUAAGGAGAUGACGCCGAUAUCAUUUGCUAAUUGGAGGGAGUUGAAGGAGGAGGGCAGGGAAAUCACCUCGCUCCGUGUUUCUGGCCUUGUUAAAGUGGGUGAUGAUGUAUUUGCCGUGGCUGAAGCGCGGUGCGGGGAAAAGGAUGGAGCCGGCAGCUGUGCUGGGAUUGUCUCAAAGCACCUGGAUAUAAGUGAUGGACCAAUGGAUAUUUCGACGUCGGAUAUAAGUUUGUUUCGCAUGCAACUUGUGGAAACUGCCGAGAAUAAUUUUUGGACAACAGAAUUGUUGCGGCCAACGACACUUGUAAUUGAGGACAGUGUCUACAUGCUGGUGGGGAAAUACAGCCAUACAGAGAAGCAGGUUGAAGGUAAGAAUGAGCGGGGCCUUUUACUCGUGAAGGGAACUGUCACGGUGGAUGGUGGAAACAACAAGAAACUUGUGUGGAAUGAGACCCAUGUGGUGGAGCCUCAAGGCAAAGGAGCAUCUCUUUCCUUGACCGAGUUAAUUGGUGGUGGAGGAUCGGGUGCUGUGAUACGUGACGGCACGCUUGUGUUUCCCAUGCAGGCCAAAAAAAAGGAUGGAACGAGCGUUUUGCUGUCUAUGAGUUUUAUCCCGUCAAAGAACAAAUGGGAGCUUUCACUCGAGACGCCUGGUAACGGCUGCAGGGAUCCAACCCUGGUGAAGUGGAAAGAAAACGAAGACGAGGAAAGACUCUUCAUGAUGGCUCAUUGUGCUGGAGGCUACUAUGACGUUUACAGGUCCAUUUUGCAUGUAGUCAAUUGGUAUCCAUAUGGUGAGCCAAUUACUCGCGUGUGGGGCAACUCACACAAUCGAACAGGGUACGGCGUCCAGAGUGGAUCCACGACAGCAAUCAUUGAGGAAAAGGAGGUGAUGCUCAUCACCGCGCCGGUGUAUCCGAAGGAGGACAAUGGAAAGGGUCGGCUCCAUCUUUGGGUGACGGACAAUGCACGUGUGCAUGAUGUUGGGCCGGCAUCCCGUGAAAAUGAUGACGCCGCCGCCAGCUCGCUGUUGAUGAAGGAUAAUAAUAAGGAGUUGAUUUCACUGUACGAGAACAAGAAGAGCGAUGGAUCAUACAAUCUUGUUGCUGUGCGUCUGACGGAGCAGCUGGAGCGGGUAAAGGAAGUGGUGAAGACAUGGAAGGAUUUGGACAGCGCCUUGCAAUGCUGCAGUUCCAGUUCAAGUGGCACUGUUGACGUGCGCAAAAAGGGUAUGUGCAAUGGUCCUGUUCCCACUAACAGGCUUGUUGGCUUCUUGUCUGGUAACUCAACUGUGACCGAGUGGCGGGACGAGUACCUCGGCGUGAAUGCAAAAGUGAGGAAUGGGAAGAGAAGUGUUUCCAAUGGAUUGACGUUCCAAGGAUCAUGGGCGGAGUGGCCUGUUGGCGACAUGGGGCAGACUGUGCCGUACUACUUUACAAACAACGAGUUUGCGCUUGUGGCGACGGUGUCCAUCCACGAGGUGCCGAAGGAAGACAGCAGCCCCGUUCCUUUGAUUGGCGUGAGGAUGAAUGACACCAGCAGCACGGUCCUCUUUGGUCUGUCGUACACCCACGAAAAGAAGUGGUUGGCCAUACCGGGGAAAAGUGCUGCCUCGCAGUUCGUCGAUGGGUGGGAGCCAAACAGGACUUAUCAGGUGCUGUUGCAAAUGGAUUAUGAUUAUUGGACGAUCGUUGUGGAUAAAGAGGAAAUCGACCACAAGAGCUAUGAUAAGAAUCUGUUCAACUCGCACAGGAUUUCACACUUCUACAUCGGUGGGGACAGUAAGCACCAAAGUGCAACGGACGGCCACGUGACAGUGACCAACGUCAUGCUGUACAAUGAGAGACUGUUGGAUCAUAAGCUGGAUGAACUCCACGCCAGCAAAGUCAAUAUUCCAUCACUGAGUGUUGAGGAACAACCCAAAGGACAGGUGGCCAGCAAAGACGUCUCGGUUGCUUCCGAGUCAAAGAGUGAAGAAAGCGCCACCAGCCAUGAGGAAUUGAAUGAGAGUGAUACUAAUGAACAGGGAGAAAACAGCGCCGAAGAUCCGGUGCCUGCAGCUUCCUCUUCCACGGUUGUCGGAGGAUCCUCUAUUUCCGAACCCGCCACCGCAACGGAGAUUGCAGGGGCUUCUCUUCCAGAGGACAAUGCCCAGCUUUCCGAAGGCAAAACGGUCCAGCAAGCCACGCCGCAUGAACCGAAGGAUUCGAUGCAACAGGAUUCAGAUGUGCAGCCACAAGACCCACAGCCAGCGGAAUUAACGGGGGUCACUGAGUUGGAAACAUCCUCUGAAGGUAAUGAUACAGAAGAGCCAGAGGAGGAUGGAGGAACGAAUGACAGGAGUGGCGGAUCAACGUCCUCAGUGGGUGCGUCAUUGAGUAUGGCCACUGCCACUGCAUCAGUGUACGGUGAGCACCAAGUGCAACAAAGCAUUGAGCUUUCCGCUGAAAACAACGACGUGCGGUCCACUGGAACCGGAACCACCGGCGCGGAGCAAAGCCUCAGCCUCGAGGUGGGGGACAGAAAUUCCGAGAGAACAAUGAACUCAGACAGCACCCUCACUUCUUCAAAGAGUGACGCCGAACCGACAUCCGCGGAGAACACCGACGACGUCUUUCGGACUGAAGGAGCCGAAGUUUCUUCUGAAGACGGCAAGGAGGUGCCACAGACGGUCGACACCAAAUCGGGUAAUACAAGCACAGCGCCUGAAGAGGAAGGGAUCCCCUCAACAAAAGGCGCGGCACGACACUCGGACAACGACAUCUUCAACACCAGCGAAGUUGCGGAUUUGCUGUCAACGGCUCUUAACCGUGAUAGCACCGUGCAUUUGUGUGUAUUUCGGGUGUUGUUGCUGCUGCUUCUGGGGUUAUGGGGCAUUGCGGCUCUCUGUUGA